GCCAAUGAGAGCGGAGGUCCCGCCCCCGUCAUGCCCCGGCUGCCGGCGGCGGGGAGGAGCCAGGCGGGGGUUUAAAGCCUGUCCCGUCUGCUCCACUUCAGUUGUUAAAGAGAGUCCUCCCCGUCUGUCAGCCACAGCAGUGUGUGAGUGUGUGAGUGAGUGUGUGUGUGUGUGUGAGAGAGAGAGGGAGAGAGUGUGUGUGGGGGGGAUGCCGUUUGCCAGAACAGAGCUGAAGCGUCCUCUGACUGGGACUGGUGUCUCCUUCUGCCCCCCCAGCGGAGUUUGCUCCUGGAUCACAGCUGGACCCGGUCGGACGUCUGGAGUUUGACCAGCUGAUCGUCCGAAGCCCCCCCGGAUAAAGAGCCCCCCCCCGUCAGCCGCCCCAUCCUCUCCCCGGGUCACCGCUCGGCCAGCAGAGGUGGUCUGGACCGGUCCCGAUGUGGAAUUUGACCCCAGGUGACCCCGUCCAGCGAGGAGCCUUUCACUGAGCCUGGGACUGGGAAGGACGAGCGAGCCAGGAGCGAGGAGAGAGACGGAGAAGAAAGGAGGAGGAAGCGGAGAGCAGCAGCAGCAGCAGAGCCACCGCCCCUGCAGAAUGCCGGUGGAGACCCUGCGGCCCUCCGACGGCCGCCUGGCCGGCGUUCCCUUCACCUCCGCCAUGCCCUUCAGGAUCCUCAACAAGGGUCCGGACUACUUCCGGCGCCAGGCCGAGCCCGGCGCCCGCAAACUCAGCGCCGUGGAGCGCCUGGAGGCGGACAAGGCCAAGUACGUGAAGAGCCAGCAGGUGGCGCUCACCCGCCAGGCCCCCAUCAAGCCCCCCAUCAUCCGCAAGCCCCUGGUUCCCCCGGGCAUGAUGCUGCAGUACCAGAUUGGCAGUCCUCCGGCCCGGAAGGUCCCCCACUGCCCCCCCGACAAGGAGGCCCCGGAGGGCCCGGGGGACCGGAGGAGGCCGGCCCUGAACCUGGACAUCCUCAACAACCUCAUCAACGACGUGUGCGACGGCCCGCUGCCGUGCUCGCAGUCCUCGUCCUCCACCUCGCCGUCCUCCUCCUCGCCGUCCUCGGGGGCGAAGAGCAUCGGCAGCAGCCUGUCGGGGGACCCGGGAGAACCGGAGAGGAGCGGCCGGCUCCUCAACAGCCUCAAGCCUUCGAGCCACGCCCCCGCCAACUCCUCGUCCGCCUCGUCCUGCACGUCCUCCCCGCUCAACACCAACCUCCGGGCAGAGCUGGCGCGCCGCCCGCCCCCCGUCCCGGCCCGGGUGCCCCGCUUCGGCGUCCCGGCGCCGUACAGCUCCCCGAACUCGGUGACGGUGCGCAGGGUGGACGUGCGGCCGCAGGCGGAGGCGAGGAAGCCGCAGAGAGCCCCGCUGCAGCCCCCCCUCAGACCCAGACAGACGGCUCAGGGCCAGGUGGCGCACCCCCAGGUCCCGCCGCCCCCGCCCCCCUUCCAGAGCCCGCCCCACCCGCCGGUUAGCGCCCCGGCCCAGACCCUGCCCUCGCCUCCGGCCUACCCACCGCCCAGCCCCCUGCUGGUGCGGGCCAUCCCGCCCGCCUCCCCCGCCUUCACCCGCAUUUCCAACGCCAGCUCCAAGGGCUCCGGCCGCAAGCACCCGGCGCUGCACCGCUCCAAGUCCGACCUGAGCGACCGGUACUCGCGCGCCACCGCCGACCUGGAGCGCUUCUUCAACUACUGCGGGCUGGACCCGGAGGAGGUGGAGGGCAUGGGCGGCGUGGAGCGCUUCACCCGGGCCAGCUCCGACAUCGUGUCGGUGUCCAAGCUGCGCAGCGUCAGCACGCCCAGCUCGGAGUGCGGCGACGACGCCGAGCGGGCGGGGGAGGACGGCGGGGACGAGCACGACGAGGACGGGCCCGCCAGGGCCGGCGAGCGCGUCCCCUACGGCAUCUCCGUCAUCGAGCGGAACGCCCGGGUCAUCAAGUGGCUGUACGGCAUCCGUCAGGCCCGGGACGCCAACGGCGCCGUGUCCAACGUGUAGACUGACGGGACGACGCUCGGCGUCCAUCUUCUGCUGCCUUACUUCACGUGUGGACAAUCCUGUCCCCGGCUCUGUCCGUUCUGGACGCCACUCACCAGACUUGUGAGCCGUGGGCUGCAGGUCAGGACUGCCUCCCCCACGGCUCGCCCUCUUCCUCCACUUGAUUUUGUACAAAUAUAUCGGUAUACGAAAGCAAUAACGGACUGGUCACAGUGACGGUGAGGAUGAAGACUGCAAUUGUGGGUCCUCUUGUAAAGGUACUCCGUGUGUGUGUGCGUGCGUGUGUGUGCGUGUGUGUGUGUUUCUAUUCAUGUGUGUUUACCAGAGAGCUCAGCAGCACGAAGCCAGACUCGGCUCCGAGCGGUGAAGUGACUGCUGGGCCAGUCGAUACUGUGAAACCCUCUCACAUUAAAACCCGAGCUUCCAUCAACACGCCCAUGUUUCUGUCCGGCUGUAAGACUGUUAUUCCUCCAGUUACGCGUUCGCAUGCCACUCUCUAUACGUUAAAGACUUGAUCUCAGACGAGCACAAACGGCACUCCCUCACCCCGACUCACCGCUCACACGUUCGGAUUCCGGCUUCCCCGGGGGAACCGGGUCUCUUCUGCGUCUCCGUUUGAGAAGCACGGCGUUCACGGGUGGACGUGGCGUGAAAACGUCGCCGAGCCUCCAGAGAGAGGAGGUGGACUCAUGGAUAAACGAUGUCUGCGCUGUUUGAACUCGCCCGCACCUCUGCAAGUGUCUCAGGAAGAUGACAUGCUGAU
Messenger RNA from Salarias fasciatus (jewelled blenny), 2756 nucleotides. Its product is annotated as protein FAM110B. The record is from RefSeq and is a predicted model, not a curated record. The coding region runs from base 596 to 1993 and encodes 465 amino acids. The transcript is spliced from 2 exons. Lineage: Eukaryota; Metazoa; Chordata; Actinopteri; Blenniiformes; Blenniidae.